AUGCAGGCAGGGUUCCUUCUCCCCUGUACCGUUCCUUUGCUUGACGAGGAUAGCGCAGGAUUGACGGAACUCAUAUAUACUCCGAGCCCAGCUGACGUGCCUAUAAAACGCGACGAUUGGCCUACGCUGGGAAGUAUGAUCGCAAGCGGACGUCGCCUCGUGGUCUUUCUCGACGCCGGUGCCGAUCCUACGCAAAUAGCGACGAUCCUCCCCGAAUUCGCCAUGAUUUGGGAGACGCCGUUCAGCGUAACGGAUCCCGCGUUCCCGUGCUCCGUCAACCGAAUACACGGUCCACUCCCAGUUGAAGACCACAUGUACUUGAUCAACCACUCGUUGAACGUCAAUAUCAUCCCCAUUGGCGAGGGCGUGAUCAUUAGCGAUCCCUUCGAGGCGAGCACCACCAAUAGUGUCACUUCGAUUCAGGCGAAUGUGGACCUUUGUGCGCCAUUGGCAGGUGACCGGGCGCCGAACUUCAUUCUGCUCGACUUUGUCAAUCGCGGAGAAGGCCUCCGCGCCGUUGACCUUCUCAACGGUUUCGAGUAA
Messenger RNA from Pleurotus ostreatus (oyster mushroom), 543 nucleotides. RefSeq lists its product as uncharacterized. Gene Ontology annotation, molecular function: phosphoric diester hydrolase activity. The transcript has 3 exons. The coding region runs from base 1 to 543 and encodes 180 amino acids. Gene Ontology annotation, biological process: lipid metabolic process. NCBI's taxonomy places the organism in Eukaryota, Fungi, Basidiomycota, Agaricomycetes, Agaricales, Pleurotaceae. The record is from RefSeq and is a predicted model, not a curated record.